CUUCAUCAUUCAUAUGAAGAAACCAGUGAUAAAAUCUUUGGAAAUACAAUGAGACUUAUCAGAAGCAUCAAUAUAUUUUGUAGUCUUGUUAUAUCAGUAAACGGCUGGUCUUCAAAACUGCCAGAAGAAAGGGAAUUGACUACCAACUGCUCCAACAUGUCUCUAAGAAACGUUCCUGCAGACUUGACCCCAACUACAACUACACUGGAUUUAUCCUAUAACCUCCUCUUUCAACUCCACAGCUCAGAUUUUCAUUCUGUCUCUAAACUGAAAGUUUUGAUUUUAUGCCAUAACAGAAUUCAACAGCUGAAUAUCAAGACCUUUGAGUUCAACAAGGAGCUGAGAUAUUUAGAUGUGUCUCAUAACAGACUGAAGACUGUAACUUGGUAUUCACUGGCAAACCUCAGACAUUUAGAUCUUUCUUUUAAUGUCUUUGACACCAUGCCUAUCUGUGAGGAAAUUGGCAGCAUGUCACACCUGGAAUUCCUAGGCUUGAGUGGGGCAAAAAUACAAAAAUCAGAUUUCCAGAAAAUUGCCCACUUGCAUCUAAGUACUGUCUUCUUGGGAUUGAGAAUCCUUUCUCAUUAUGAGGAAGGUAGCCUGCCCAUCUUAAAUACAACAAAACUUCACAUUGUUUUACCAAUAAACAUAAAUUUCUGGGUCCUUUUGCGUGAUGGACUCAAGACUUCAGAAAUAUUAGAAAUGACAAAUAUAGACAGCAAAAGUCAAUUUGUAAGCUAUGAAACUCAGCAAAAUCUUAUUUUAGAGAAUGCCAGGACAUCUAUCCUCUUACUUAAUAAGGUUGAUUUACUCUGGGAUGACCUUCUCCUUAUCUUCCAAUUUGUCUGGCAUACGUCAGUGGAAUACUUCCUGAUCCAAAAUGUGACUUUUGGAGGUAAGGUGUAUCUUGACCACAGUACAUUUGACUACUCAAAUACUGUAAUGAGAACUAUAAAUUUGGAGCAUGUACAUUUCAGAAUUUUUUACAUUCCACAGGACAAAAUCUACUUGCUUUUUACCAAAAUGAAUAUAGAAAACCUGACAAUAUCAGAUGCACAAAUGCCACACAUGCUUUUCCCUAAUUAUCCUAUGAGCUUCCGAUAUUUAAAUUUUGCCAAUAACAUCUUAACAGAUGAGCUGUUUAAAAAUACUAUCCAAUUGCCUCAUUUGAAAACUCUCAUUUUGAAGGACAAUAAACUGGAGACACUUUCUUUAGUGAGUUGCUUUGCUAACAGAACAUCCUUGAAGCACUUGGAUCUGAGCCAAAACCUACUACAACAUAAAAAUGAUAACAAUUGCUCCUGGCCAGAAACCUUGAUCACCAUGAACCUGUCAUCCAAUAAAUUUGCUGAUUCUGUUUUCAAGUGCUUGCCCAGAAAUAUUCAAAUACUUGACUUGAAUAAUAACCAAAUUCAAACUGUCCCUAAAGAGACUACUCAUCUGAAGUCCUUACAAGAGCUAAAUAUUGCAUCUAAUUUUCUAGCUGAUCUCCCUGGGUGCAGUCAUUUCAGUAGACUCUCAGUUCUGAACAUUGAAAUGAACUUGAUUCUCAGCCCAUCUCUGGAUUUUUCUCAGAGUUGCCAGGAAGUUAAGACUCUAAAUGCUGGAAAAAAUCCUUUCCGGUGUACCUGUGAAUUAAGACAUUUUAUUCAGCUUGAAAAAUAUUCACAAGGCAUGAUGGUCGGAUGGUCAGAUUCAUACAUCUGUGAAUACCCAUUAAAUCUAAAGGGAAUGCGGUUAAAGGAUAUUCAUCUUUCUGAAUUAUCUUGCAACACAGCUCUGUUGAUUGUCACCAUCGUGGUGAUCAUGCUAGUCCCGGGGGUGGCUGUGGCCUUCUGCUGCCUCCACUUUGAUCUGCCCUGGUAUCUCAGGAUGCUAGGCCAAUGGGCACGAACACAGCACAGGGUUAGGAAAACAACCCAAGCACAACUCAAGAGAAAUGUCGAAUUCCACGCAUUCAUUUCAUACAGUGAACACGAUUCUUCCUGGGUGAAGAAUGAAUUGCUCCCCAAUCUAGAGAAAGAAGACGAUUCUGUCUUGAUUUGCCUUCAUGAGAGAAACUUUGACCAUGGCAAGAGCAUUAGUGAAAAUAUCAUCCGUUUCAUUGAGAAGAGCUAUAAGUCCAUCUUUGUUCUGUCUCCCAACUUUGUCCAGAGUGAGUGGUGCCACUAUGAACUUUACUUUUCCCACCACAACCUCUUCCAUGAAAAUUCUAAUCAUAUAAUUCUUAUCUUACUGGAACCCAUUCCAUUGUAUUGCAUCCCUCCCGGGUAUCAUAGGUUGAAAGCGCUCAUGGAAAGGAAAUCAUACAUGGAGUGGCCCAAGGAGAGGCAUAAAUGUGGGCUUUUUUGGGCAAAUCUUCGAGCUGCUAUUAAUGUUAAUAUAUCAGACACCAGAGAAACAUGUGAGCUGCAGACAUUCACAGAGCUGACGGAAGAGGAUUGAGGUUCUGCAGUCUCUCUGAUGAAGACAGACUGCCUAUAAAA
Molecule: messenger RNA, 2486 nt
Organism: Carlito syrichta (Philippine tarsier)
Lineage: Eukaryota; Metazoa; Chordata; Mammalia; Primates; Tarsiidae
Gene: TLR10
Product: toll like receptor 10
Exons: 1
Coding region: 49-2445 (798 amino acids)
Biological process (GO): cellular response to bacterial lipopeptide; immune response; inflammatory response
Cellular component (GO): membrane
Molecular function (GO): transmembrane signaling receptor activity; lipopeptide binding; Toll-like receptor 2 binding
Source: RefSeq, a predicted model, not a curated record